UACACACACAUACAUAAAGGGUUAAUUAACAAAACAAAAAAUAUAAUUUAAAAAAAUACCCAAUAUUUUGAAAGCUUUUUAACUAGUGGACCAAUAGAAUGUUAAAAAUUCUACCCUUAGCUAAUUUAAGCCAACAGGCAAAAGCCAAAUGUGGCGAAAUCUUUUGUCACAGUUCCACAGACUUCACCAUCUAUUGCAGCUUCUGCGAUAUAAAAGCCUUUACCUAUGAGGAUUUCCUGUUGCACGUACAAAAUGUGCAUUUUGAAAAUAAUAUUUUAAAAACGACAGUAUUUGAAUGUAGACGUUAAGGCGGAAAACAAAGCAGGCAAUUUUAUUGCAGGAGAACAGUUGUGGCAUAAUUUCGAACAAAUACAGGAUGACUCGCAAAACUUUGGGGAUGAUGAUGACUUUGGGAAAGAUGAGUAUGAAGAGGAAAUAGAGACGGUAUUAAAGAAAGAAAAAAAUCUAUUGGAAAUAACAAAAAAACUAUUGAAACGCAAGAGUUACAAAGAGAGCGAUGAAGGAGAGGAUAAUGAUCAUACAUAUGAUGAAGAUUUCAAACAAUAGUUAAAUAAAAGAACCAGUACAAAAGAAGCGACAGAGGAAACCAACUUUAAAUGCAACGACUGUGGAAAAGACUUUAAAAAUCAGGCACUUUUGAAAAUACAUUUUAAACGUAAACAUGAGAAGAAAUCGGCCCAGUGUUUAGAAGAAAACGACAAGCAAGAUCAGGAACAAAUGUGUUCAGAAUGUGUCCCAGUGUUUAGAAGAAAACGGCAAGCAAGAUCGGGAACAAAUGUGUCCAGAAUGUGAACUAUUGUUUUCCAAUAAAAAACAUUUGGAUAAAUAUGUAUUUGCUAAACAUGGUGGCAACAAAUGUGCGUAUUGUGAAAGACGUUUCAAACAUUCUCACCAAUGCAAAUGCCACGAACAAACGCACACCACGGAACGGCUUCUUAUUUGCCCUAAUGAGAACUGUGGCAAGAGUUAUGUAGAAAAUGUCUAUCUAAAACCCCUGGAAAGUUGUGGAAAAGAGUUUGGCAAUCUAUACAUAAACGAAUCCAAAGUUUUGAUUUGUGAUACCUGCGGCUAUAGUUGUCAUGCAAAGGAAACUUUACGGCUACAUCAACGUAUACACACUGGCGAAAGACCUUUUACCUGUGAGGUGUGCUCUAAACGUUUCAUGUCCAAGUCUGCCUUGGCUGAACACAUGCCCUUCCAUUCAAGCAAUCGUCCGCAUGUCUGUAAAGUUUGUGAUGCUUCAUUUGCCCUGCCAAAAGCUCUCCAUCACAGUUAUUUGCAUUCGGAUGUUAAAAAAUGUCGCUGUAAAAUCUGUGACACAGCCUAUAAACAGGCCAACGGAUUGGCCGGUCAUAUCCAUAAACAUCGCGAGGAGGGCAUGAUGUCUAUGUUGCCCGAACAACAAACUAUGUCAACGGCGCCUACAGCUGUGGCUGUUCCAGCUAGCUACGCGUUUUUGUCAUUUUAGUUUAAUUUGUACAGUAAAAAAAAAACUAUUUAAAAGUACAAUUUUAAUAAAAUAUUUAUAAAACGUUUCAAUUGUAAACUAAAUUUUGUUAAAAUUUCAACUGUUUAAAAAA
Lucilia sericata (common green bottle fly) is the source of this 1601-nucleotide messenger RNA. Its product is annotated as zinc finger protein 37-like. The record is from RefSeq and is a predicted model, not a curated record. Gene Ontology annotation, molecular function: DNA-binding transcription factor activity, RNA polymerase II-specific; RNA polymerase II transcription regulatory region sequence-specific DNA binding. Gene Ontology annotation, cellular component: nucleus. Lineage: Eukaryota; Metazoa; Arthropoda; Insecta; Diptera; Calliphoridae. Gene Ontology annotation, biological process: regulation of transcription by RNA polymerase II.